GUAGUGAUCUGAACAAAAUGUAUACAACAUUCUGAAUUGGGCAAAUUCUUACCCUAACCCUCUUUACAAAUUUUGCACUUCACGAUACUCUCUCUCUGUUCAUCCAUUGCAGCUUUUUCAUCUUAAAAAGUUCGCUUUAUCUCUCACAAUCUCGAAUCUUCAGCAUCAAAUUACCUUUCCUUAGUUUGAGGAACAGAUAAGAAGAGUGAGAAACGGGCUGCAGGCAAUUCAAUCCUUUGUCAACGAGACCAGAAACUUGGAUCUUCCAAAAAUUUGAAGAUGGCCAGGCUGAUAACUGGCUCUCAAUCCUCACUGUUGCUUCCCCAACUUCAGCCACAUGCUACCUUUCCUGGAAGCAGGCUUCGAUCUGUAAAGUAUGGGGGAGUCUCUGUUUCUUGUUAUCUGUCCUUGGCAACCAAAUCAAGGACCUGCCAACUUCCUUUAACAUCUGUAGCUGUAUCUCAGCAAAAUUCCCGCUUACACAAGGGCAUUAGUGCCGCACCUGUUUCAAGUGCUUCGAGUCUCGACAUUGAGUCACCAAGACUGGUUGUUGACGAACCUUAUACUACUAGUGGAGGUGGUGAUAGUGGUGGAGAUGCAAAUGUUGGAGGCGGGGGUGGAGGCGGGGGUGGGGGUGGGGGUGGAGAUGGAGGUGAUAAUGAUGGUGGAAACAAAGGUGAUGAAGGAUCAGAUGAUGCUAAUGCCAAGAAGAAUAAGGCUCUCUUGAUGUCCCAGAAAUUUACCCUGGGCUAUGCUGCCCUUGUCGGACUGGGAGGUCUUAUGGGCUACUUGAAAAGUGGAAGCCAGAAGUCUCUAGCAUCUGGCGGACUGUCUGCUCUGCUGUUAUACUACGUCUACACUGAGCUUCCUAAACGACCUGUCUUUGCUUCUUCGGUGGGUCUUGGCCUGUCUGCUGCACUCCUUGUUGUGAUGGGAUCACGAUUCAAGAAGUCAGGAAAGGUAUUCCCUGCAGGUGUUGUCUCACUCGUGUCUCUGAUAAUGACUGGUGGGUAUGUUCAUGGAGUUAUGAAAACUUCACAUUGAGGUGAAGUUUCAGUUCUGUUAGCUGAAAUCAAACAGUUUUGUUACUCCUAGUUGGACUGUCUUUUGGGUAAUGAACUCGAAAAUCCUGGGUGAACUGUAGAAACUGUUUAGUCUACCAAAACUAGUGUGUAACCGUGGGAUUGCAUUUUAGCGUUUGUAUCGGGAUUUUUGUGUAGUACUGUAAAUUACUUUGUUGGAAUAACCCGCCAUCAUACGGAAUUUGGCCAAGGACUAUGGAGUUCAGUUGUUUUCUUA
This is a messenger RNA of Beta vulgaris subsp. vulgaris (sugar beet), 1299 nucleotides long. RefSeq names its product protein FATTY ACID EXPORT 2, chloroplastic. Gene Ontology annotation, cellular component: membrane. The transcript has 2 exons. Lineage: Eukaryota; Viridiplantae; Streptophyta; Magnoliopsida; Caryophyllales; Amaranthaceae. The record is from RefSeq and is a predicted model, not a curated record. The coding region runs from base 280 to 1044 and encodes 254 amino acids.